GUCCCUGGUCCCUGCUACCAAGGUACUUAAACCUGUGCCUAAACGAUAUUCAAGUUUCACUGUAUUGAUAUCUAGAAAUUCAAAUUACGUAAUGUACCUACAUAGUGAUCAACAAAGUACAAAUCAAGAAGCAAACAAGAUGGUGAACGCUCCAGCAGUUGGUAUUGACUUGGGUACUACCUACUCCUGCGUUGGUGUCUGGCAGCACGGAAAAGUUGAGAUCAUCGCCAACGACCAAGGCAACAGAACAACACCCAGCUAUGUUGCCUUCACAGAUACAGAACGUCUCAUCGGAGACGCCGCCAAGAACCAGGUAGCCAUGAACCCCAGCAACACAGUAUUCGACGCCAAAAGACUGAUCGGCCGAAGAUUCGACGACCCCAAAAUCCAGCAAGACAUCAAACACUGGCCCUUCAAGGUAAUCAGUGACUGUGGCAAACCUAAGAUCCAAGUAGAGUACAAAGGUGAAGUCAAAAAAUUCGCCCCAGAAGAAAUCAGCUCGAUGGUACUCACAAAAAUGAAAGAAAUUGCAGAGGCGUACCUGGGUGCUACAGUUAAAGAUGCAGUUGUCACAGUUCCAGCAUACUUCAAUGACUCACAAAGGCAAGCUACAAAAGAUGCUGGUGCCAUCGCAGGUUUGAAUGUGCUAAGGAUUAUCAAUGAACCAACAGCAGCCGCACUAGCAUAUGGUCUAGACAAGAAUCUCAAGGGUGAGAAGAAUGUACUCAUCUUCGACUUGGGUGGUGGUACAUUUGAUGUAUCCAUCCUGACCAUUGAUGAAGGUUCAUUGUUCGAGGUAAAAGCCACUGCAGGUGACACACACUUGGGUGGUGAAGACUUCGACAACAGACUUGUCAACCACCUGGCAGAUGAAUUCAAGAGAAAAUACAAGAAAGACCUCCGAUCCAACCCUAGAGCAGUCAGAAGGCUAAGAACAGCAGCCGAGAGAGCCAAACGCACACUAUCAUCAAGCACAGAAGCCACCAUUGAAAUCGAUGCACUCUUUGAGGGCAUUGAUUUCUACACCAAAGUCAGCAGGGCACGCUUCGAGGAACUCUGCUCAGACUUGUUCCGUUCGACACUCCAACCAGUCGAAAAGGCCCUCAACGAUGCCAAAUUAGACAAGGGACAGAUACAUGAUGUUGUCUUGGUCGGAGGCUCCACUCGUAUUCCAAAGAUCCAGUCGAUGCUCCAGAACUUCUUCAAUGGCAAACAGCUGAAUCUGUCCAUCAACCCGGAUGAGGCUGUUGCCUAUGGUGCAGCUGUCCAGGCGGCGGUUCUUACUGGCAACACAGACUCCAAGAUCCAGGAUGUGCUGUUGGUGGAUGUCGCUCCACUGUCCCUGGGUAUCGAGACGGCCGGUGGUGUUAUGACUAAGAUCAUUGAAAGAAACAGCAGAAUCCCAUGCAAGCAGACGCAGACCUUCACGACGUAUGCAGACAACCAACCUGCUGUCACCAUCCAAGUAUAUGAGGGUGAGAGAGCUAUGACCAAGGACAACAACCUGCUAGGCACCUUUGACUUGACUGGCAUUCCUCCAGCACCUCGGGGUGUACCCAAGAUUGAAGUCACAUUUGAUCUUGAUGCCAAUGGUAUUCUAAACGUCUCUGCCAAAGACACCAGCUCGGGCAACUCGCGCAACAUCACAAUCAAGAACGACAAGGGCCGACUCUCUCAGAAGGACAUUGACAGAAUGGUGGAAGAAGCCGAAAGGUACAAGGAUGAAGACGAGAAACAACGACAGAGAAUUGCAGCCAAGAACAAACUCGAGGCCUACAUCUUCCAACUCAAACAGGCUGUACAGGACUGCGGAGACAAACUGUCUUCUGAAGACAAAUCCACCAUUGAGAGAGAAUGUGAGUCUUGCCUGAGGUGGCUUGACAGCAACAACUUGGCUGAAAAGGAAGAAUUUGAAGACAAAGAAAAAGAACUCACCAGAAUUUGCAGUCCAAUCAUGGCUAAACUGUAUGGAGGCGGACAGAACAACCAGUAUGGUGGCAUGCCUGGAGCAGGAGGAAUGGGAGGCAUGCCAGGAGGCAGCUGCGGCCAACAAGCAGGAGGAUUUGGUGGCCAUGGACAAGGACCAACCAUCGAAGAAGUUGAUUAAAUUGUUUAAAUAUUUUUGUAACUAGUCCUGGGAAGUGCAGUCAAUGGAAGGCCUGUUCCAUGGGAAAAUCUUCGGAUUCUUCCAUGAAACAUCCAUCCUGAGGUUGUACUUUCUCGCUAGCUACAAAGCUGUCGUCUUGAUAUCUCUGAAAAAUCUAAUUUUUCAGAGACACCAUGGCCACAUCUUUGGUUUUAACAUCUGCUGCUGAAGUUAUUCACUCAAAUAAAAAAUACCUUUUGGAGGGAUUUAAAGUGUUUGUGCCUAAUUUCGAUUGAGUGCAAACAUUUUGAAACACCUUAUCAAGGGUAUUUUUUGUUUUUACCAUCUUAACAUCUUUUUGGUUUGUAAAUACAGCAAAAUGGAAAAAUUUUCAAG
This is a messenger RNA of Acanthoscelides obtectus, 2482 nucleotides long. The record is from the annotation of a GenBank genome assembly. Lineage: Eukaryota; Metazoa; Arthropoda; Insecta; Coleoptera; Chrysomelidae.